AAGAGGCAGUCUACCGACGCCGACACCAUCUUAUGCCAUCUAGACUCAUAUGUGGUAUCAAAGGUGUAAAAUGUGUUCAGCGCGAAUGCGUUACGGAGAUUCACCAUGACUUUAGUCGAAUAUUGUAAGUGUGGAAAUGCGGUGUUUACGCAAUUUACGUCAUCGUUUGGUCGUAGCUAAGGCCCAAUUCACAGGAAAUGAUCCCACAGUGACAAGCGGACACACAAAUUGGUACAGCUGAGUGAAUAAGAUAGACGGAUUCCCAACAAAAUAUUCUGGAUCCACUGAACCUGUAACAGGCCUGUCCAUGGAAGUGUAAGAAGUUAAGAGAUUUAAAAAUGGAUCCAAGGUCCCAUUUCUCUCUAACCAAGUAACGUUCCAGAUUACUACCUUGAAUUUGUGACAAACAACAUGAAAUAAAGUAAAGCAGAAGGGAGGAGUUCUUCCCACUCUCUCCACUUUGAAGAAUGGCAGGCCUGAAGCUCGUUACCCCGGCCACAUCUUCCAUGGGUCCUUUUUUUGGACUGCCAUGGCAGCAGGAGGCAAUCCACGAUAACAUCUAUACACCUAGAAAAUAUCAGGUAGAACUUCUUGAAGCAGCACUUGAACAUAACACUAUCGUCUGUUUAAAUACUGGCUCAGGGAAGACAUUUAUUGCAGUUCUCCUAACAAAAGAGCUUUCCCAUCAAAUCCGUGGACAAUACCAAGGAAAUGCAAAGAGGACUGUAUUUCUUGUCAACUCAGCCAUGUCUGCUAAUCAGCAAGCAGCUGCAGUCAGGACUCACUCUGACCUCCAAGUGGGAGAGUACACAGAGAUGGAGGAGACGUCAGUAUGGACUAAUCAUCAAUGGAGUGAAGAGAUGAACAACAACCAGGUGCUGGUUAUGACUUGCCAUAUAUUUCUGCAUGUACUGAAAAAUCAGAUUUUACCCUUGUCAAAAAUCAACCUGGUGGUUUUUGAUGAUUGUCAUCUUGCCAUCACGGAUCACCCCUACUGUGAGAUAAUGAAGCUUUUUGAUGACAACAACGGCAGUCCUCGUAUUCUUGGUCUCACAGCCUCCAUUCUCAAUGGCAAUUGCGACCCCACAGAUCUUGAGCAGAAAAUCCAGAAUUUAGAGCAAGUCCUGAAGAGCAACGCUGAAACUGCCACUGACCUUGUAGUUCUUGACAGAUAUGCCUCCCAGCCAAGAGAGGUGGUGCUGGACUGUGGCCCUUAUCUAGAUAAGAAUGGACUCUCCUCACGUCUCCAAGUGGAGUUAGAUGAAGCGCUCGACUUCUUGAAUGAGUGUAACAUAUCGAUUGCAAGAGAAGAUAAGGGUCCUACAGUCAUCUCACGGCAGAUCUUAAGUGACUGCAGGGCUGUGCUGCAGGUGCUUGGGCCCUGGUGUGCAGAUAAAGCAGCAGGUAUCAUGGUGCGCGAGCUUCAGAAGUACAUCAAGCACGAACAGGGGGCAAUUAACCGCAAGUUUCUACUGUUCACUGACACCAUUCUCAGAAAAGUACAUGCCCUUUGUGAGGAACAUUUUUCUCCAGCCUCCCUGGACCUGAAGUUUGUCACACCUAAGGUACUCCGUCUCUUGGAGAUCCUGCAUGAAUACAAGCCCUUUGAGAGGCAGCAGUUUGAGAGUGUGGAGUGGUACAACAACCGGAACCAAGACAACUAUGUUUCUUGGAGUGAUUCUGAAGAGGAAGAUGACGAUGAAGAGUCAGAGACCAAGGAAAGGCCUGAAGCCAACUUUCCUUCACCAUUCACUAACAUUCUAUGUGGAAUUAUUUUUGUGGAGAGGCGUUACACUGCAGUCGUCCUGAAUCGUCUGAUCAAAGAGGCAGGAAAACAGGACCCAGAGCUGGCUUACAUCAGCAACAACUUCAUCACUGGCCAUAGCAUUGGCAAGAACCAGCCACGGAACAAGCAGAUGGAGGUGGAAUUCAGAAAGCAAGAGGAGGUCCUACGCAAAUUCCGGGCUCAUGAAACCAACCUGCUGAUUGCCACAAGCAUUGUGGAAGAAGGUGUGGACAUUCCGAAGUGUAACUUGGUGGUGCGGUUUGACUUGCCAACUGAAUACAGGUCCUACGUCCAGUCCAAAGGCAGAGCUCGAGCUCCUGUCUCCAACUAUGUUAUGCUGGCUGAUAGUGAGAAGACCAAAUGCUUUGAAAGUGAUCUCACUACCUACAAGGCAAUAGAAAAGAUCUUGAGGAACAAGUGCUCCAAGUCUGCAGAAGUUGAUGAGUUUGAAAUUGAGCACGUGUUAGAUGAUGACAACAUACUUCCUCCGUACGUGCUUCGAUCGGAGGAUGGAGGUCCUCGGGUUACCAUCAAUACGGCCAUCGGACACAUUAACAGAUAUUGUGCUCGGCUGCCCAGUGAUCCCUUUACCCACUUGGCUCCCAAAUGUAAAACUAGGGAGAUGCAAGAUGGAAGAUUCCAGUCCACACUCUAUUUACCCAUCAACUCCCCACUCAGGGUUCCUGUUAAGGGUCCCAACAUGAAUUGUGCCAGAUUAGCAGAGAAAGCAGUUGCAUUACUUUGUUGUGAGAAACUACAUCAAAUAGGUGAACUGGAUGAUCAUUUGAUGCCCGUCGGGAAGGAGACUGUCAAGUAUGAGGAAGAGCUGGAUCUUCAUGAUGAAGAGGAAACUUGCGUCCCUGGCCGACCGGGCUCAACGAAGAGGAGACAGUGUUAUCCUAAAGCUAUACCAGAGUGUUUGCAGGAGAGUUAUGCUGUACCUGAGCAUACUUACUACCUAUAUGUGAUUGGGAUGAACCUCACUACGCCACUUCCUGACGAGCUCAACUUCCGCAGAAGGAAGCUUUACCCACCAGAGGACAGCACACGCUGUUUUGGCAUCCUGACUGCUAAACCGAUACCACGAGUCCCACAUUUCCCGGUCUACACACGCUCGGGUGAGGUGACCAUCUCCAUCGAGCUUCUCAAGUCCGGCUUCAAUCUCACCGCCACAGAGCUCGACCUAAUCAUUCGCCUGCACCAGUACAUCUUCUCGCAUAUUCUCCGCCUCGAGAAACCUGCACUAGAGUUCAAGCCUACACUUGCCGAUUCUGCUUACUGUGUUCUACCUCUUAAUGUUGUUGGAGAUUCUAACACACUCGAUAUGGACUUCAAAUUCAUGGAGGAUAUCGAAAAGUCUGAAGCCCGAACUGGUAUUCCUAAUACUCAUUAUACCAAACAGAACCCCUUCACCUUUAAAUUGGAGGAUUACCAGGAUGCUGUUAUCAUUCCUAGGUACCGUAAUUUCGACCAGCCUCAUCGAUUUUACGUCGCUGAUGUAUAUACAGACCUUACUCCUCUCAGCAAGUUUCCUUCACCAGAAUACGAGACAUUUGCUGAGUACUACAAAACCAAAUACAACCUGGAUCUGUCCAACCUGAACCAGCCUCUACUGGAUGUUGACCAUACGUCAUCGAGACUGAAUCUCUUAACGCCUCGUCACCUCAACCAAAAAGGCAAAGCGUUGCCCCUCAGCAGUGCGGAGAAGAGGAAAGCAAAAUGGGAAAGUCUGCAGAACAAACAGAUCCUGGUUCCAGAACUUUGUGCCAUUCACCCCAUCCCUGCCUCCCUUUGGAGGAAGGCGGUGUGUUUACCCAGUAUCCUCUACCGUCUCCAUUGCCUCCUGACAGCAGAGGAACUAAGAUCCCAGACAGCCAGCGAAGCUGGAGUUGGAUCACAAAUCCUUCCUACUGAUUUCAGGUAUCCAAACUUGGACUUUGGGUGGAAGAAAUCAAUUGACAGCAAAAUAUCCAUAUCAUUAAGUGAGGACAAUGGCCUUCAAUUAAAGCACCAGUCACCCGAUUGCAUUUCAUUAAUGGAUUACAGUUGUCUCCAACAUUCCCAAGCCAUCGUCACUUGCAGCAAAGACUCUGUGAAUAUCACUACUCAAAUUCCUGACCACAGUCUCUCAGACGGGAGGCUUAUUAAGAAACAUAAUUGCCAAUGUUCUCAAUGUAACUUUCUUGAACUGCUUCACCCUGAAACAAAGGAAAUCCCUACCUCAGUUCCUGUGCAGCCCUCUCACAUCUUGAAGAAUCCUGAUGCAUGUCCUCCACAUCAUAGGGUUCAGUGUACACCAGGAAGGAGCACGGUCCACAGGAAUUCCACUACCUCAGCCUACAGCCAGCACGAAGAGUGUCCCAAUGCUCACAAAGCACCUUCACAAAAUCAUUCUACUGUUUUGCAUCCCAGCAAAAUGGCAGGGGACUCCAUAACAAUCCUGGGGCCUAACCCGGGUCUUAUACUUCAGGCCUUAACCCUUUCCAAUGCCAGUGAUGGUUUUAACCUAGAGCGGCUGGAAAUGCUUGGUGAUUCGUUCCUCAAACAUGCCAUUACCACUUAUCUUUUUUGUACCUAUCCAGAUGCCCAUGAGGGCAGGCUCAGCUACAUGCGCAGCAAGAAGGUGAGCAACUGCAACCUGUACCGCUUAGGAAAAAAGAAGGGACUUCCUAGUAGGAUGGUGGUGUCCAUUUUUGAUCCCCCCGUCAACUGGCUGCCUCCUGGCUAUGUGGUCAAUCAGGACAAGACCAUUAGUGACAAACAGGAUCCAGAUGAGGGUGGAGAAGUACAUCUAUCUAAUGGACCUUCUGUUGAUGACUGUGGUGAAGAGUUGAAGGAGGUCAAUAAUGACAGAGACCUGCUUUUAAAGGAUGAAACAAAAGAUGAGGUCAACUUGGAAGAUGACUUGGAGUACUACAAGGAACACAUCAAGUUCAUCGACAAUAUGUUGCUAGGAUCUGGUGCAUUUGGAAAAAAGAUCUCUCUGAGCAGCUUCCCACCUUCUCUAACCAAUGCUUCAGGCCUAUCACCAUCCAUAGAGACGCCAUAUGAAUGGAAAGCUCCUCCCAAAAAAACCUACCCCUUGUCCCACCAUCACUCUGAACCACUACACACGGAAUCUUCAGCCGAGGACUUUGACUACAGCUCAUGGGAUGCCAUGUGCUACUUAGACCCCAGCAAGGCAGGUGAGGAGGACGACUUUGUGGUGGGAUUCUGGGAUCCAUCAGAGGAGAACAAUGGCACUGAGCUUGGAAAGCAGUCCAUCUCUUACGACUUGCACACAGAGCAGUGCAUAGCAGAUAAGAGCAUCGCUGACUGUGUCGAGGCUCUGCUUGGCUGCUAUCUGACCAGCUGUGGUGAGAGAGCUGCCCAGAUGUUCCUGUGCUCAUUGGGCUUGAAGGUAUUACCAAUCCAGAGAGGAAGCUUGACAGAAGAAAUUCAUAUCAGCCCACAAACAGCUGGUGAAUUGAGCUAUGGCUGGUUGAAAAUCCCACCACGGUGCAUGCUUGAACAUCCAGAUGCAGAGCGGACCCUCAAUCAUCUGAUUUCUGGCUUUGACAAUUUUGAAAAAAAGAUUAACUACACUUUUCAGAAUAAGGCCUAUGUACUGCAGGCCUUCACUCAUGCUUCCUACCAUUACAACACCAUCACAGAUUGUUAUCAACGAUUGGAGUUCCUUGGUGAUGCAAUACUUGACUACCUCAUUACAAAGCACCUUUAUGAAGACCCACGGCAACACUCGCCUGGUGUACUGACUGAUCUGCGCUCAGCACUUGUCAACAACACCAUUUUUGCCUCUCUGGCCGUGAAGUAUGACUACCACAAGUACUUCAAAUCUAUCUCACCGGAACUUUUCCACGUUAUUGAUGACUUUGUGCAGUUUCAACUGGAAAAGAAUGAGAUGCAAGGCAUGGACUCUGAGCUUCGACGCUCUGAAGAAGAUGAGGAGAAAGAAGAAGACAUUGAAGUCCCCAAGGCUAUGGGCGAUAUUUUCGAGUCGCUCGCUGGAGCCAUUUACAUGGACAGUGGCAUGUCAUUGGAGAAAGUGUGGCAAGUUUAUUAUCCGAUGAUGAGGCCACUUAUCGAGAAAUUCUCUGCAAAUGUACCACGGUCACCUGUAAGGGAGUUACUCGAAAUGGAACCAGAAACUGCUAAGUUCAGCCCUGCAGAAAGAACCUACGACGGGAAGGUCCGGGUAACCGUGGAGGUCGUCGGAAAGGGGAAAUUCAAAGGAGUCGGACGCAGCUACCGUAUUGCCAAGUCAGCAGCAGCCCGACGAGCUCUGCGCAGCCUCAAAGCCAAUCAACCUCAGGUCCAAAACAACUGAGUUCCUCUCAGCAUUAAGCACCUACAGUAUUGAUGCUUGGGGGGGGAGAAGUAUUUGCUAUCGAACACAAAACAUUACUAUGUUUGCUUUGCAUCUGAGGCAGCCAGUAAACACUGGAGAUGCAACAGAAAAAGACCCCCCCCCCCCCCCCCCCCAACAGAUUUUUAGGUCUGAUAUCUUUAGUCCUUUUUGCGCAAACACAAUCUUGAUUUCGCUCUUUGCUUUUGUGUAUGAGUAUUUUAUUAACAUUAAGCAAAGUGUUCAGAUGGUCAGGUUGCAAUGUCUUUUUCUCUUUAAGAUGAGGUUAUGUAAUCACAUUGUACAUAGUUCAAUAAAACUGUAAAUCAACAUGCAUAAUGGGGAGAGACAAAAAGGAGAAGAAAAAAAAAGCAAAUGACAGUUGCUUUGAAAAUGCUAGCAGCAGACGUAGCGACCAGAUGACACUGGAGGGAAACACUCACAUACACACGUGGUGUUGGAAAACUUCCUUGAAAUUGUAUUUGUAAUCAUUCUUACACUUUGUCAUUGAGGGUCUGUCAUUUUGAUAGUUUUGUGGUCAAAUUGACUCAAAAAAAUAUGUUUCAAAAUCACAAAUGAUGUUCUAUCCUGCAAAAAAUAUCGGCUUAUAAAACAUUCCCAGUGGCUGUAAUUCAAACCACAAUUGGGUGGCAUGUUCCCAUCUAAAACUGUACCAACUGGAUUUCUUUUGUGUUUUGAUUAUUUUGUAUAUGACCGUGAGAUUAAAUAUUGUGGCAUUAUUUUGGUUAUCAGGUUUAAAGAUGUUUUCAUACCAAGAAUAGAUCAAGUAUUGGGUUUUUUUGUCCUGUAAUGGCUUUCAACAAAAUAAUAGAUUUUUGUUGUUGUUAUGUUUACGACUAGACAAGAGAAAUACAAACUACUUAAUAUCAAUUUGACGGUAUUCUGCAGAAUUUUCACAAUGUUGCAGUCUUUUUACACACAUUAAGGGGAAGUUCAGAAUUUUUGACAUUAGGCUGAAUCUUCGAGUUAGCAGGGGUUUAAUUUGUGGGUGGAGUUGAUUUCAACAAAUUCCGUGCAGUUUGUUAUUUAGUUUCGGGGCUCCGAAGUGGCCAAGCUAGCACGAGUCAGUAUGCCAAUAAAAAAAACAACAACAUAUGCUCACAUGAAAAUCACCAAAGACCCAUGCAAUCAAUUGUGUUGGGUAUGUCUUCAGGAUAAGGUUAUUAGAACUUACCAUUGCAUGUCGAUAAUUGUAGUAGGAACAGCAACAUUUCUAAUCGAGCAGCUCUGCAGGGAGCAGUGCGGCGUGAUAUCACAGCUGAUUUUUUUUUUUUUUUAUGUAGUAGCCAGCAGCAAGUACCCACAGCUUAUAUUGUUCCUCGUUCUUAUUUUAGGAAACUUUCCUUUGCCAUUUUUCUUCCAUCACUUUCCACAUUUCACCAUUUUGCCGUCCUUCAAUCAACUCAGGAGACUGAUCCUGCCUUCGAGGAAGGUGGGAGUUGACCUUCUUCGAAUACAGCAUGAGCACGAGUGGCCAAAGCACUCAUCUUUAUUGUGGUUGCAUUACGCAUUUUAAAAAAUCAAUUACGGCCAUUUGGUGUGACAGUUUUGGCCUCGUAGGUAUUUCAAACAAUGAUCUGUAUUUUGAAUGUAUUUGACAAUGUUCGACUGUUAAUAUCGAUUGUUUUAUACUGGCAUGAUAAGAUUGUAUCAUUGACUCGCACUAGUUUAGCCACUCCGGAGACUAACAAAUAUCUGACAAACUGCACGGAAUUUGUUGAAAUCAACUUCACCGACUCAUUAAACCCGAAGAUCAAGCCUAAUGUCAAAAAUUCUGAACUUGCCCUUUAUAUACUCAUGUUUGUGGGUGCCAAUUUAUGACAUGCAAGUGUUUUCUUGAAAUCCAAUACAAAUCCUUUUAGCAGUUAUGGGGUAAACAUUAAUCGUGGAAAAUCAAGCUAUUAACCCAUUAAUGUUAUUUGUCCUGACUCCUGACAGAUUGUUCAUUUAAAUUGUUGUUUGUCUUAUUGUCAGGUGUCAUAUUGUUCUCGUCAAUAUGUCCAUUUUCACCUCAGUACCUCAUGCAUGCAUAUUUGGCUUUUUCCUUUUUGUUGGGUGCUAUUUUUUUUUUUUAAUAUGAAGCUUGAAUUUCUGACCUUUUUUGCACUCUAACUGUAAUACCUCUUAAUUUGAUGUAUUUUGUUCUAUGGGGUGCCUUUUUAUUUUGACGUUGUUUUUUGUCAUCAAGCUGUGGGGAAUCUUCUCCCCAGUUUUGAGAUUAGAAAAUUAUUGUCAUUAGGUUGAGAAUGUUUAUCAGGAUUAAAAAAACAAAAACAAACAAUCCAAUUGGAUGCUAUGUGAACCUAUGGAAGUAAUCAGAUUGCACUCAUAAUCAUGCCGGACAGCCCGGAAAUGUAUCAAUGUCAAUUUUGAUGGUCUUCUUAACCAGAGGUGGGUAGUAACACGUUUACUCCGUUACAUUUACUUGAGUAGCUUUUUGAGAAAGAAAUGCACUUCUAAGAGUAGUUUUACGGAGCAAUAGUCUUUACUUGAGUAGAUUUGUGACGAACACUGCGCUUACUUCACUACUUUGGGUUACACUAGUGGUUCGAUUUUUCCUCUUUAUUCUACAUAUUUGACUUCACAGCCCCCAGCCCAGCAAUGUCAACAGUAGCUCUACCAGUUUCACCAAUAAGACGUCGCAACAAUAAGCACAUGACUCAAUUAUACCAAUCAAACUCAAGCUUGCCGUUCCACCUUCAUUGUUUAAUCAUGUGGCGUCUUUAAAGCAACGUAAAAGAUAAAGUAUUUGACAUAGGGUGCUCCCGUCACUAUGACUCGAAAGUUUAACCUCUCCCCCAGGUUAGUUUUUAUGAUUCAAACUAGACAACAGUAUAGCAGUAGUGGAUAAAGUACAAGUAGUUCCCGGGUUAUGACUAGGCAUGUGCCAGUAUGAGAUUUUGUUGUUAUGAUAACUGUCAGCAAAAAUACCGCAGUAUCACGGUAUUGCAAUUAUAGUUCUAAAAUGUGUUAUUUUGAGAUGCAUGGGUUAAAAAAAAAAAAAAAAAAAAAUCCCUUGAAUGGGAUUUUUUAUUUUUCAGAACAUAUAUGCAAAUUAGACCAACAAUAAUUUAAUGUCAAAAUAAAUAAAAAUAACAAGAAAUAAUAAGUAUGUUAAAUAAAAUUAACAUACAUCGAACUUUACGUAAACCUGCAGCCACAGCUCAAGUAGCUCAACGUAGACCAAGAACAAAAAUAAUUUAAAAAUAAAAAAUAAUUUACCAUAAAAAGUAAACUCUUCUAAAUAAAAUUGAAAAAAUAUAUAUAUUUUGCAGGCACAUCUACAUGUCAGAGACUUGCUCGUUUUCUCCAUAUUUCUCACUCAGUCCAAGUUAUGAUGCAGGAAUGUGAGCAUGUUCACCUUUUCUGGGUUAAGUUUGGAGCGGUGAGGUGAGAUGAUGUGUCCAUUACUACUGGUAAUACCGUAUUGGCCCAAAUAUAAGAGGGCCCUGAUUAUGAGACGACCCCCUCGUUUUCAAGACUCAAGUUUGGAAAAAAGACUUUUUGAGCACCAAAUUAUUUUUUAUACAGAAAAUAAUUACAGUACAUCUGAAACAAAUGAUUAUAACAAUAUAUUUGAGAGAAAAAGCAUGUUAUUUUGCCUCAUUGAAAUCUUAAUACCUGAACAUUUAAAUAUGUAAACUAAAGUGCAAUCACAUUCGUAAAUGAAUGGCUUCUGGUUUUUGAAAUGUAAAUAAACCAAUAUAUUGUGAUAAAACAACACAAUAGCAAUAACUGCAUUAACCAUCAAAGUGAGGUCUAACUCUAACUGUAGUCUUGAAACAAAUCUGAAUAAGGAAAAACAUUACAAUAAAAUAAUGCAAACUGGUUAAACUUGAGAGUAGCUGAGAUCUGUCAUGACAGAACAUUACUCCUCAAGUUCAGCAUUCGCUUCAAUGAUAUCGGUCGCCAUCUAGCGUCGUGAAUGGGGAUAAUGUCGAGACCCCGAAUAUAACAUGGCUCCCACUUUUUCAGUCUUAUUUUAAUGCAAAAAAACACCGUCUUAUAUCUGGGCCAAUACGGUAUUAAUUAGUUGAAUAUUAAUGGAGAGAAAGAGUGUGAUUUUAAUCAUUAUUUACACAGACACACACACAGACACACCCUCUCAACACAGAAAUUCACCAGAGAGAAAAAACACCACAGGCUGUAUUAUGAAAAUGUUGUUUUGAACAGAUUUUUACAAUGGUGAAAGAAUUAAUGUUGCCAACAGUCCCAGAUUGUGUGGGGCAGCCCGCAAUAAAAGAAGUUCAGAUUGGUUCCGUCGGCAGCGGCGGUACCAAUCGGAAUUCCCUAUACUGUAUUGCAGCUUGUCCGGCACGAUCCAGGACUGUUGGCAAGUACCCUAGUGUGGAAAACUUAAGAAAAGUUGGCUAAUGGUAGAGAGGAACCCGGUUAGCAGUCUUGGCAUGCUAACUAGCCACAUUAUCUGCCUCAUUAACAAGCUAGUUAUGUAUAUAGUAUUUAUAUAUAGUUAGUAUUGGUUUUACCAUCGCUAGACACACUAAACAAGCUGGGGGAAAAGUCCCGUAGCUGGUAGGAAACGUAAAUGGCAGCGUUUACUUACCUUCAAUUUUGUAUAAAGUGACGGAUGAUGGUCACGUAAAUGUGAAAUCAAGUUUGAGGUGUUGCCUCCCUUGGCAGCCACUCUCCGUCUUGCACGUGGGAUGUCCUUCCUCCACUGAUCUGCGGCCGUCUGCUUCUUUUUCGGUAGCCAAAAUACACUGAUUUGUUUUAUUUUUGAUGGAGGAAAAAGCUCACCACCUUCAGCCAUUGUUUCAUCUCUAGUCUGUAGCGCAGAGUAGCUUCACUGACGGACAUAGCAACAACUGGAGGGGGUGGGGUGACCGCUCCGUUUCUCGCUGCAUUUUUUGGACAUAAAAAAUAGCUAAUACCGUACGUGGUGUGACGGAAAAAAAUAUUGGUUUUGAAACCGUGACGUUUUAAUACCAUGGUAAACCUUGAAACCGGUAACUGAAACAUGCCUAGUUACGACGUACCCGAUUUAUGUGAUUUCGACUUUACAACGCCGGAGUCUCAUCCGCCAUUUUGUCUCCAGUCGUUUUUUUUUUGUUUUGUUUUUGUUUUUUUAAUUAUGUUGACUUUUGUCUUGUGAUGUAUUCCUUCAUUUUGGUGCAGGAAGCGCAGAGCAGGUAGUACCUUUGCACACGAGUAAGAGCGCAUGUACACACGCAGAAGAGUGCACGCGCACACACGAAGUCGCAGAGCCAAGAGAGAGGGGAAAAAAGCCUGCGUGCACAUUUGUUGUUUGUGAAGUAUCCACAGAAGCAACACUUGUAUAUAACACAUUUUGUAAUGUUUAUUGUGCAUUUUGAAUUGUGGUUGAAUACUUGGGCUGAGUUUAUGUGAUCGUUUUUGGUGAUGUGCGGACGCUAACUGAUACAUGCUAAUCGUUUGUGUGUAUUGUUAUUGCUGUUUCAGCAGCUGAUUAUAAACGCAAACGCUAUUGUAGAUGAAACUGAUUUAUUUUCAAUUUUAUUUUAGUUUUAUUCUGCAAGUGUGGAUGUCAUGAGCAGCUGAAUGAAGUCCACAAACCCCAAAGACAUCUGACCAUCAUUUUGAUGCUUAGCUCACUGUCUAGCUAGGACGUAACUCCAACGUCUUGGCGAUGUUUUUGGAUAGUUAUUUUGAGAUUUAGGGGUAUUGAAGGGUUAAGUCCGACUUGCGCGGAAAUUCGGGUUACAUUGCCAGCGUAGGAACAACUUUCGUAACUGGGGACUGCCUGUAUUCACUUUUUUAAAGUCAUAGUACUGAUACAGGUGUAACAAAAAAUUACUUUGGUAAAAGUACAAGUAUCUAAGGAAAAAUUUACUCAAAAAGGUAUUUGCUUUAAAAUUUACAAGUAAAAAGUAAAAGAAUAUACGUGUUUUUUUUUCUUUGUUUUAAUUAUACAUAAGUACAGAUAUCUGAGUCAAUAUUCAAAGAAAGGGACAGAUAAUUCAUUGAAUGCUCAGUUUUAUUGAAAACUGUGCAGAAAAGACAAAAACAAGCAGUAAAAUUGACUGCACUAUAAACAGAAGCUUAACAAGCUCGAACCAAUAUCUUCAACUGCCUAACUGCUUGUACUCGUGUUGCUGCCUCUAGUGCUCUAUUAGAGUAUACAGGUAGUUGCACGGGGCUUAUUGAUUGCGCCGGAGGCAUGGAAACGAAACUAUCAUUUCACAGUGAGAAAAAAAAACAAAAGUAACAUGUAACGCAGGCGAAAAUGUGAAAAGUAGUGGGGUAAAAAGUACAUCUUCGUGCUGUAAAAUGGAGUGAAGUAACAGUGAAAAGUACCACUUCAUAUUUGUACUCAAAGCAGAUUCACAAAAAUGUACUUAAGUACACUAAUGAAGUACUUUGUUACAUUCUACGACUGCAAUUGAGGUACAGUAAGUGCAAUUCUGACGUGUCAGUGAGAAAACAUUCAAUAGUCCAAUAUACACAGUAUACAGUGGGGCAAAUAAGUAUUUAGUCAACCACUAAUUUAGCAAGUUCUCCCACUUGAAAAUAUUAGAGAGGCAUGUAAUUGUCAACAUGGUUAAACCUCAACCAUGAGACACAGAAUGUCGGGGGGAAAAAACAGAAAAUCACAUUGUUUGAUUUUUAAAGAAUUUAUUUGCAAAUCAUGGUGGAAAAUAAGUAUUUGGUCAAUUCCAAAAGUUCAUCUCGGUACUUUGUUAUGUAGCCUUUGUUGGCAAUAGCGGAGGCCAAACGUUUUCUGUAAGUCUUUACAAGCUUUUCACAUACUGUUGCUGGUAUUUUGGCCCGUUCCUCUAUGCAGAGCUCCUCUAGAGCAGUGAUGUUUUGAGGCUGUCAUUGGGCAACAAGGACUUUCAACCCCCUUCACUGAUUUUCUGUGGGGUUUAGGUCUGGAGACUGGCUAGGCCACUCCAGGACCUUGAAAUGCUUCUUACGAAGCCACUCCUUUGUUGCCCUGGCUGUGUGGUUGGGAUCAUUGUCAUGCUGAAAGACCCAGCCACAUCUCAUCUUCAAUGCCCUUGCUGACGAAAGGAGAUUUUCACUCUGAUGAAAGGAGAUUUUCAUCUCUCGAUACAUGGAUACAUCCAUUGAUUCUUUCCUUUACACAGAUCAGUCGUCCUGGUCUCUUUGCAGAAAAACAGCCCCAAAGCAUGAUGUUUCCACCCCCAUGCUUCACAGUGGGUAUGGUGCAAUUGAGUAUUCGUUCUCCUCCAAACACGAGUUCUAUUUUGUUUUCAUCUGACCAUAACACAUUCUCCCAGUCCUCUUCUGGAUCGUCCAAAUGCUCUCUAGUGAACCGCAGACAGUCCUGGACGUGUACUGGCUUCAGCAAGGGGACAUGUCUGGCCGCGCAGGAUUUGAGUCCCUGGCGGCGCGUUGUGUUACUGAUAGUAGUAGCCUUUGUUACUGUGGUCCCAGCUCUCUGUAGGUCAUACACUAGGUCCCCCCGUGUGGUUCUGGGAUUUUUGCUCACCGUUCUUGUUAUCAUUUUGACGCCACGGAGUGAGAUCUUGCAUGUAGCCUCAGAUCGAGGGAGAUUAUCAGAAGUGUUGUAUGUCUUCCAUUUUCUAAUAAUACUCCCACAAUUGAUUUCUUUACCUGAAGCGAAGAGUGAAGAGUUACA
Corythoichthys intestinalis (scribbled pipefish) is the source of this 13755-nucleotide messenger RNA. RefSeq names its product dicer 1, ribonuclease type III (gene dicer1). Gene Ontology annotation, biological process: siRNA processing; pre-miRNA processing; apoptotic DNA fragmentation. The transcript is spliced from 29 exons. Lineage: Eukaryota; Metazoa; Chordata; Actinopteri; Syngnathiformes; Syngnathidae. The record is from RefSeq and is a predicted model, not a curated record. Gene Ontology annotation, cellular component: RISC complex; cytoplasm; nucleus. Gene Ontology annotation, molecular function: ribonuclease III activity; protein binding; ATP binding. The coding region runs from base 468 to 6113 and encodes 1881 amino acids.